AUAGAACAACUGCAGUGACUGUAUAAGCAAGAAAGAAAAAAGAGCUUACAGGCAUUGCUUUAUGAUCACAGAAGAGUUGGACUGCAUUGAGUAUAGGCUUCGGAUUACAGUAAAUAAGCACUAGGAGUGAAACAGAAAGGAAACUGAGGUUUGGGAUACUUAAUUAACAAUGAAGAUACUUUUUGCUUUAUCAAUAAUAUUGAUAAGCACUGCAGAAGAUGGGUUUGCAAGACCAAAAAAUUUGAUUCGCUCACGUCGCACUGUCAGCCCUGGGUUACAUUCACAUGGUAUCAGAGAUUUUUAUGGGCAUUACUGCCAGCAAAGACAAACCUGCUGCCCAGGUCGUGAUGACUCUUGUACAGUGCGAUACUUGGAUACUGUCUGCUACUGUGACCUCUUCUGUAACCGGACCAUCUCAGACUGUUGUCCUGAUUUCUGGAACUUCUGUCUGGGGACACCUCCUCCACCAUCUUUAUUCCAAGACUGUCGAAGAAAUAAUCAAUAUUUCAAGUCUGGAGCAACUUACAAAGAAAACUGCAAUCUCUGCACCUGUGGUAAAGAUGGAAAGUGGCAUUGUGAAGAAAAUGCAUGUCUGAUUAAUGAAGAAUUGAUUAAGGAAAUCAACAUCGGCAAUUAUGGAUGGAAGGCUGGAAAUUACAGCCAGUUCUGGGGAAUGACAUUAGAUGAGGGAAUUCGCUACAGACUAGGAACCACCAAACCUUCAUCCACAGUCAUGAAUAUGAAUGAGAUACAAAUGAGUAUGGAACCUACUGAAAUUUUUCCAGUCAGAUUUGAUGCAAGAGAAAAAUGGCCCCAUAUGAUUCAUGAACCUCUGGACCAAGGAAACUGCGCUGGUUCAUGGGCGUUCUCUACAGCAUCUGUAGCAUCUGACAGACUGUCUAUUCACUCGAUGGGUCACAUGACACCUGAACUAUCUCCCCAGAAUUUGUUGUCUUGUGAUAAACAAAACCAAGGGGGCUGCAAUGGUGGAAGACUUGAUGGUGCCUGGUGGUAUUUAAGACGAAGGGGUGUCGUGAGUGAUAUCUGCUAUCCCUUAGGGAGCCAGGGAUCAGGCCCCAUGGUCAAUGGUCCUUGUAUGAUGCGUUCCCAUUCAGUUGGUAGGGGAAGAAGACAGGCCACCAUGCAAUGUCCAAACCCAUAUUCUGAGUCGAAUGACAUCUUCCAGACUACACCACCUUACAGGUUGUCAAAAAAUGAAAAAGAAAUUAUGAAAGAAAUAAUGGAAAAUGGCCCCGUUCAAGCUAUUUUGGAGGUUCAUGAAGACUUCUUCGUUUACAAAGGUGGAAUAUAUCGACACAUGCUGGUUAUGGAAAGAAAUCCAGAAAAGUAUCGCAGACACGGAACACACUCUGUAAAAAUUAUUGGGUGGGGAGAAGACAUAGGACACCGAGGAGAACAAAACAAAUACUGGCUUGCUGCAAACUCUUGGGGUAAGAACUGGGGUGAGAAUGGUUAUUUCAGAAUUGCCCGUGGAGAAAAUGAAUGUGAGAUUGAAAGUUUUGUUGUUGGUGUUUGGGGAAGAGUUUCCAUGGAAGACAUGCACCACAAGAAAUGAGACAUUUUCUCUGCACCACUAAAACCAUCCUGCAAGAACAGAAACUUUGACUGAACUAAUGAACUGCCUACAGGCCCUGAAGUUUCUGAUCUUCAACAUCUCACCUGGCAUUUGACUUUUAUAUAUGCAGUUUUUGGACAAAUAUGACAAAGGAUAAAGUGACUGUAGCUGUGCAUUCCUCUCUAAAGUAUAUUUGAGUUUUGAGGGCAGCAAUUCAGAGUUAUUUUAAGGCUUGAUUAGACUAUUUAGACUUACUUUAUGUAUGCUCUGUAUACUUUAGCUAUGUAAAGAUUGUGAGCACAUUUCACUUAUCUGAAUGUACAACAACAUAACAGCAGACUUUUCUUACAGUUUUAUUUAAGUAUUCAUUUUAUUGAAGAAAGACAUGCUAAACCAAAGUGAUGUUUGCAAUGCAGUGGUAGAAAUCAUCAUACAGAAAGGAAUGCAAUUAUGCGGUAAAUGCAAUCUAAAGUCUUAAAACAAAUAUAGAGAAGUAGAAAUGCAGAGUUUGCUAAAUCAUUUGCAGUCUGAGGUCAUAGAGUUUGUUAGUUUGUCAGCUUGUCACUUGUCUGACCUGGGUUUGUUUGUGCACUGGGUGUAACUAGUCAGUCUGGUCAGAUUUUCUCAGAUUUGCAAACCUAAUUUUUGCCUUGUCCCCUUGGGGUAGAGACAUAUUUUACUGUAUAAAAUUUAAACUCCUCUUCAGUAUGAGGAAUUGCUAUGUUUGAUAGUGUGGUCAUAUCAUUUGGUAUUUAAAUCUACAUACACGUCACAUGCUUGAUAGUGUUGCAGUGUAGCCAUGUAAUUACUGUCGAACCUCAGAUGUAAUGAUGUCCUAUAUAUACUGUUCCUCCACUAGUGCUAUACUGAGACACUUAAUACUGCUACUUGGAGACUUAAGUAUACUGUAUAUAACAGAAAUAGAAGGGAUGGUCACCUAACUGCUUAAAGGGGGGGGGGGGUAAAAGACUGCUCUGUAGUCAGAGAGAAACAUUGUUAAAUCACUACAACUGAUAAAGCAGUAAGCAAAACAUUUAAUAAUAUUUCAGUUAAAUUCAGUCAUCUAAUGAAACAGCAACAGUUGUUACAGAAAGAAAAACACCAGCUAUUGAUUUGAAACCUGAGAAUAAUUUACAUUUAUUUCCUGGUUAGUUGAUAGCGUGGGAAAUUUAUAUUGCUUGUUUGUCACUUAGCUUGAAAAACUAAGUAAAAUGAUCUAGCAAGUGAAUCCAAUGACAGCAGCAGUGCUAGCUGUAUGAUUGUGGUUCACCCACCAGAGUUAAGAGAGUUUAGACCCCUUAGGUGGAAUAAUGCAGCUGGUAGGGUUGGGGCAGUUAGAAUAAAACAUUCAGAAUGCCACUAGUGCUAUUCACUGAGCCAGAUAACAUAGUAAAUUAGAUCAAGAUAUUAUUUUUAAAAAGAUUGUAGUACUAUUAAGAGUGAACAUGAUUAACAUAGUUAUGGCCCCCAGGACAGUACUUUAAAUCAUGGCUCCCACAGCAAAGUUAGUUAAGAAAUUGGCUGGCUAAUCUUAUCACCCAUUUUACCUCAAUUGAUUGAUUUUAUAUGAUAAGCUUGCAUUUAUACUGUGUGUCCAUAUACAUAUGAUGUUUCCUCUCAUGUUUCUCUCUCUUUCUCUCUGUGAUUAUCUGUAUGUGUAUAUUCAUGAUGGUCUUGUGUGUGUGUGUGUG
This is a messenger RNA of Protopterus annectens (West African lungfish), 3267 nucleotides long. RefSeq names its product tubulointerstitial nephritis antigen like 1 (gene TINAGL1). Gene Ontology annotation, biological process: proteolysis. The coding region runs from base 170 to 1576 and encodes 468 amino acids. The transcript is spliced from 12 exons. The record is from RefSeq and is a predicted model, not a curated record. Gene Ontology annotation, molecular function: cysteine-type peptidase activity; peptidase inhibitor activity. NCBI's taxonomy places the organism in Eukaryota, Metazoa, Chordata, Ceratodontiformes, Protopteridae. Gene Ontology annotation, cellular component: lysosome.